AAGGUGAAGAGGAAGAUAAUGAAGAUUGAAAGAUAGACAAGAAUUCUCUUUUACUCGUUCUUUUAUUUCUAUCUUAUAUUACAUUAUAAAUGCACAUUUGUACUUAGAAAAAGAGAUAGAGAGAGAAGAGUAGUAGUCCAGAAGAGGAAGAAGAAGAUUAGAAGAUAGAAAGAAAGAGAGAGUGUAUUCCGGCGCCACGAUAAAAGCAUCAUCAUCCCUCCUUCUCUUUCUGUUGCUCGUAUCAUCUCAGGGAAGCUAGCUGGCUAGCUCUGUGUGUUAGGCUGCCACCAACAGCAGUCCAAUCGUGACCGUACGUCCGUCUGUCCGUCCGUUUGCCCGCGUGCGGGCGCGAGCGUGCGGGAUGCGCGACGCGGCUUCUUCAUAAAAAAAUAAUACUAACUUUUCAUCGUAUCCUUCUUCUUCUUCUUCUUAUUUUUCUUUAUCCUGAUCUCUAUGCAUCCUGAUUUGUUUCAUACUUGUUUUUUAUCAUACCGAUUUGAAUUGCAUCAAAUCGUUGAGAGAGAGUUGUUUGAUUAGUUAACGCGAGUGUUGAUUAGAAAACAAUAAAAUAGUUGAAGAAGAUUGCAAGGACGCGAAGAGGUGGGAGAAAGGAUAUUAGAAGAAAAUGGGUUGCUCUGAGGCCGAUGCCGAAGCUGCCAGCUCCAAUGCUGUUGACUCGGAUGGAUCCGUCAGCUGGGAGGAUUUCUUUGGCACGAGUACGGACCUGGUGCCACAAUUAUUGGGCAUGUUCGACGAGCUUGCACGUCGUGGCAACGGUUACGAUCACGAUCACGUAGUCCUCUCAGCAUCGUGUAAUAUACCAGCGGCUUUGCAGAAGCGAUUGAGCUUGGUACCGCACUCCCAACGAGGUUCCAUAUUCGGUCAGCUUUGUGGCGAGGCAACUAAGAAAGGUAGUAGCGGUAGUGGUAGUGGUACCAGUAAUAGUAAUAGUCAUCGAGAAAAGAGUGACGAGAUGUGUGAGAGAACGGAAGAAACGGACACAACAAGUACGAUAGACGUUGUGGUCACUCAGCAUCGAGUAGACAACAACAACGAAGAUGACGACGAAGAGGAGGAUGAGGAGGUCAAGGUGGACAAAGAAAAAGAUGGAAGUAGAUUGUCGAUCAACGUUCUCGAGCAAGACGAUAAGAAGAAUUCAUAUGUACAAGAAACAAACGCCAAUGGCAAUGGACUGAAUCAACUUAGGUACAAAAGAAGAUGCAGAAGUGGAAGACCAUUGUCUGGUAGUUCAAUAGCCUCUAGUACAUCGUCCAGUGGUUGCAGCAAUCAGGGAAACACAUGUGCAACUAAUCCAUACUUAGCUUCCGUCGAAUCCUUAGCUGACACUUGUGCCAGUUCUCAAGGCUCAGGUGAUAGCGGAGUUGCUACGGUAUCCGAAGCUAGCUGUCGUAUUGGUAAUGGUACCAAUGGUCAAAGAAGAGACAGCACCGAAGGAAACGCGCCCUGUCAUCGUCCACGUUAUUGCGAUCCUCAUCGUAAUCCUGUUGAAAGAGUACUUCUCGAAAUCAUUGAUACCGAAGCAAUAUAUGUCGAACACUUGCGACAAGUCAUACAGGGCUAUCUCAUCUUUUGGCGAGACAAUCCCACGUCUUUUGUACAUCAAUUACAACUGAGUGAUUUAUUCAGCAACAUCGAGGAUAUUUUCGAAUUCAACAGAGAAUUUCUCAAAGAAAUCGAAAAAUGUUCUUUUGAUCCGGUUCGUCUCGCGAACACUUUCAUCAAGCACAAUUCAGGAUUUAAAGUCUAUACCGAAUACUGUACAAAUUAUCCCAGAACUGUCUCUGUGUUAACCGACUUGAUGGGACAAGAGGAGACAGCCAAAGCUUUUAGAGAAAGACAGGCAGCUUUAGAUCAUGCUUUACCUCUGGGAUCAUUUUUGUUGAAGCCUGUUCAAAGGAUUCUCAAGUAUCACCUGUUGCUAGAGAAUUUAUCGAAAGAGUAUGGCGCAGAUUGUGACGCUCGAGAAAAUGAAACUGAAGGAAGAAAUGCGAUCGAGGGUGCACUCGCAGCGAUGACUGGAAUAGCAAAACACAUUAACGCGAUGAAGAGAAGACACGAACACGCUGUAAGAGUCCAAGAAAUUCAAUCGCUUCUUUAUGGAUGGUCAGGACCCGAUUUAACUACCAGUGGUGAACUUAUCGCCGAAGGUCGCUUCAGAAUGAGAGGAGCCAAAGCACCGAGACAUGCAUUUCUCUUUGACAGGAUGUUACUCCUGACGAAGAAGAAGGAGGAUGGUUUAUUGGUCUACAAAGCUCAUAUCAUGUGUUCCAACUUGAUGUUGAUCGAGAGCAUCCCGGGAGAACCAUUAAGUUUCCAUGUAAUACCCUUUGACAAUCCAAGGUUGCAAUACACAUUGCAGGCACGCAACCUGGAACAAAAGAGGGAGUGGACAUUGCAAAUAAAAAGGGUAAUCCUUGAGAAUUACAAUGCUGUUAUACCUUCUCACGCCAGGCAGCUGUUUCUACAACUUGGUCAGACUCAACACGAAGACGAUUCUCCGACCGACAAAAGUUCGGCGAAAAAGUUGUACUCGGCUCCACCGGAAUAUUUAGAGAAACGUAAGCAAGAAAGAGAAAGAAGAAGAUCAGAAACUGGUAUCAGACAUAAGUUCAAAAAGGGUACAAGAAAACCCGAGUCACCUGCUAUCACUACUGAGAAUUCACCGGCAUCUUUACGGAAAAAUCCUAGUCACGAGACUGAGGUACACGACUCGAGAGAUCAGAAUCUUAACAGAUGUUCCGAUGGACGUACUCUGAAAGUUAAGGAUCGUUUUACUGGAUGGCGAAGAAAAUCAGAGCCAGGAUUUCAAUCUUACGUUUGCCUGAAUCAAUCAGACGAGGAUCAAAAAGAGGACAUGGUUGAUAUAGGAACAACUCAGGUGGAAUCUGAUCGUACGAUCAAUGCUUCUAGCAACGAGGAGAGCAAACCAACGAAUUCUCAACAAGUUGAAACCAAAGAGAACAAUGAACAACAGACUGCAACGACGCCAGUAGCCCAAACGGUUGAGGAAAUAGUUGGUCAUAUUCUGAUGCAGAAUCAAGAGUUCCAAAAGUUGUUAGAAAAGCAGAGAACUAGUAGCAGCAUAAACGUUAGACAACAGCAAAGAUUCAUCAAGAGAAUUUCAGCUGACACUUCGGACGAAAGCGAUUGCGAGAAUGCUAAUUACGUUGGCGGAACAUCAAACAAUCGCGUACGUUCAUCUCAUCGCGAAAGCCAAAGAUUGGUGAGAACAAACAACGCAUGGAAUACGUUUUCUUCGUCCAGUGCACGUGACACGCCUCAGCCAGCUCUCAGGCUACUCUAUGAUAACUUCAAAUCUUCGGAUAGUAAGACUAGUGUACACGAAACGAGUAGUACAAAGAACAACGUAAAUAGAGUACACGAGAAGAGGGCUCUUUUCGAAGCUUUUAAAAGACAAAGUAUCGUGACUGAGAGUAAAAUCAUAAAGACUGCUCUGAGAAUUCGAGAGAACUCAACAUCUACCAACGAUGAUCCGAAUGAAACUCCUCCUGUAUUAGGUAACGAUCAGGAUUAUUCGGAGAAGGCUAACGAAGUUCAAGUAUGUUCGGAAGGAAAAGAUAAAACUGAUGAUAAUCAACAGGAGAACGUCAAGGAAACUGACGAAUCCAAAGGUUUCGGUAACUACGAUAAUCUUCAACAUGUUUGGGAAGGUCUUCAAGAGGAACAAGAUGUUAAUGGAAGUGACAGUCCAACCAGGCCGGCUAUUUGGUUGACCAAACUCUGUGAAGGUUUACCAACUUCUCCGCAAAAGUGUGGAUCGUUGCCUCGUAGCUUUCAGAUCAAUCCAAAUUCUCCUCAACCUAGCGUGACCAAAUCUCGAUUUCUUCAAAGGGAUGGAAAACCAAUGACUGAAAGACCUUUUACGAUAGCCUCGGACAAACCUGCUGAGAUUAAUCUCGAGGACAUGGAAAGAUAUGCUUCAAGUUGUCAACCCGAAGGUAGGAUUGCUAAAUUUCCAACAUCUGUUUCGACGUCAACCUCAACAUUUUUCUGCUCGCUCGAUGAUACUUUGAAUGACGCUUACUCUGAAAUUCACAUGGUUUCACCUACGACCACCAACAUUCAUCCUGAUCAUAAAAUUUAUAGAGCCAAUGGUAGUACCAUGUUCAAAAAUGUAUUAUCCAAAGCUGGGAGUCGUUUGCAAGGUCUCAGAAAUACUCUUAGUACUGAAACCCUCGAAUGCAGCGAAGAGAUAGAAAGAACAAAAUACUUCCGUUCAUUAAGUAAUGUAAAAUCAAAGAGAAAAGGCAAAUCUAAACAUUCUAGGGAAAGUUCUUCGGACGUUGAGGAACUGGUUGGAUGUGUAUCAGCUGGUGGACCUUCAGAUUAUAGAAUACCAUCGUUGUAUUACAAACAAGGAAGUUCUAGUUUGGGUGCUCGUAUAGCUCAAUCCGAUUAUGCAGACCCUACUGUACUUUUUGCUGAAAGCAAACGCAAUGGUCAACAAGCAUCCAACGUUCCCGAAGAGACAACGAAAAAAGACGAGAAUUCGAAAGAAUAUGGAAGGAAUAAGGAAGAAGAAGAGGAAGAAGACGAGGAGGAAUCUCCCAGAAGAGAAACUAAUCGACGGGAAAGCGAAACUGAUAGUUUCUACGAAAGAUCCUUUGAGAUCAUUGAAAAUUAUGUUGACGUUGAUGUUGACGAAGUUUUUCGGGACAGUGCAAUAUUCAGUGAUGCCGAUGAUGUCCUCCUAAUGCGUUCAGACUUCAGAGAAGCUGGUACGUCGUCUGGUAAUAAACAAAAAGUGGCACCUCCAGUUCCUGCAAAAAAAAGAUCAGAAUAUUCGUCGGUGUCAUCAACAGUGUCAUCGACGGUGUCAAAUAUUGUUCAAGAAAGUACGAUUGGCAGACCUUACGUAGCACAAAAACCUGAUUACCUGAAAAUCAAGUCAAUGUUCUUGCGAACACAGAGUAAUAAUAGUCCAGAAAGUAAAACUUCAUCUGUUAGGUCAUCCUUCAUGAAAAGAGAUGUUGAACGAAAGUGCAUAAUGAAUGACGAAGCUCAAAAUGAAGGACCUGAUGAUGUUCCCAGUAAUGAUAACGAUGAUGUAUCUGCUGGACAAAGUCAGGCCGGUUGGGUUAAAAAAAUAGUUUGUCAAUUGCAAGGGCACGUUGAGACAUAAUUUAAUAGCAUAAGAAUAAUCCUUUUUUUCUAUCCCCUGUCUUUCAAAAUUCCAAGACGUAAUCGACGAUCUAGUGUUGUUUUUUUAUUUAAAUGAAAUUUUAUCUCAAUUAUUUUUUGUUCUUUUAUUUCUUUUUAAGUUGGAAAAAUCGUUCGAUUCGUUUGAAAUUUCAUGGAUUGAUCUCUAUUACGUACGAAUGAUAUUUCGUGCUUAAUUAUAAUUCAUGUUUAAUUUUAUUUUAUGUAUUAUCGAAAACGAAAACAAGUACUGCCUAUUUUUACUUACUUCGUGUAAAAAGUACAAUUGUUAAUUUAACAAGAGAUGUAAACGUGACGUUCUUUAUUUUAUUUAAUUCUAAUAUCUUUAAUAUUCGAAAUUAUUUUGUAUUAUCUGAAUCUAAUAAUAACGCGAUACUCUAAUAUUGUUGGACGAAAUUAAAUUAAAUAAUGAAUGUUUUUUUUCUCAGAAAUAUCAAUUAAUUUUCUCAUCUAAUUGUAAGAGUGAACCUGAUCCAAGAACGAGUAUCAAUUUUGUUCGUUGUUUGAAGAAAGAAAGAAAGAAAGAAAUUGUGUUCAACUAGUAAGGUACAACGUAAGCGUUAUCUAUUCAAAAUCAAAGAAAUAAUAUUGUAUCUAUGAAGGAAGUAACUGAUGUUACGUCGCAUGUGUUUCAGGAUAGAUUAUGUUAUUUUGUAUAAAGCUAAGAAUUAAAGAGAGAGAGGACUCUAUACAUUGUUGUAUCGUAAUGUGCUGUUAAUGUACAUAGUAAUAUAAUUUUUUUGUAAAAUUUCAACUGCGAUCAGCUCCAAUCAUUUAUCCUUUUUUUGUUUUAUCUUUUCCCCUUUCGUUACAGCAUGCUCGUUCCUUAUAAAUUCGUUCGUACAUGAAAAAUAUAUAUAUAUGUUAUGCACAUAUAUUAUUUCAGGUAGGUUUUAUUAUGAGAAUGUCUAUGUACAGUAGAGGUUUAGAACUAGUCGUGCUUAAAAAUAUAAGUUGUAAAUUAUACAUAAGAAAUCAUAAAUUAUAUUUUCACAAUACUGUAUUUAUAUAAAAACUUCUAAAAUCAAAGCUUCAUAAGUCGAAGAUAAAAUUCGUUAUACACAUUAUGUACAACUGCAGUAAUUACGCUUUUAAUUACUACUUCUUCCAUUAACGCUCAGUCCUAUAUAUUUUUUUUUGUUCUUAUUAAUUUUCUUUUUGUUUAUUUUUUUUUGUUUUAAUAUAUUUCUUGGAGAGUCGUUCCUCUUCCUUGUCUCGCAAUUCGAAUAUAAAGAAUAAAAUAACAUUCAUUUGUCGUCUAUAUGAUUUAAGGAAUCCUCCUCCUCCUCUGUAAUCGACGUUGUACAGAUGAUUCAUAUUUAUUAUUGUUUUAUAAUUACAUUUGUUAUUUUAUGCAUCGUGAUUAAUGUUGUAAUAGUUAAUGUGAAAUAAUGAAUCUUCGGUAUGCAACAUCGUUUAUUAUCGGAGGAUGAUACUCCUUAAAAAAAUCUACUUUCUCUUUUUUUAUCGAGUUACAUUAUCGUACCAUACUUUUAUCUAGAAUAAUUAUAUUCCAUCAUGAAAGAAUAUUCGUAUCCGUUGCUAUAUGCAUGUGUCACUAAAGCUUUGGUUAACAACAUAUCGACGAAUAAAUUUAUGUAUGUAUAUAGAAUUUCUUUAUCCUUAAUCUCACGAGCUAACGAAGUUCUUGAGAGAAUACUUUUUUUUCUUUUUCUCGUUUUACACAAAAUCACGUAUAUUAUUUAUCUCUUUUAUCUUUUAUAAUUACUUUUCCCCCUCUUCGAAGCUGCUUUGCAUUAUUUAAAUAUAGAUAUAUAUAUAUAUAUAUAUAUAUAUUUAUAUAUAUACACACACAC
Messenger RNA from Polistes canadensis, 7019 nucleotides. RefSeq lists its product as uncharacterized. The coding region runs from base 626 to 5164 and encodes 1512 amino acids. NCBI's taxonomy places the organism in Eukaryota, Metazoa, Arthropoda, Insecta, Hymenoptera, Vespidae. Gene Ontology annotation, molecular function: guanyl-nucleotide exchange factor activity. The record is from RefSeq and is a predicted model, not a curated record. The transcript is spliced from 12 exons.